UCAAAAGGAUAUAAAUUUGAGGUGCAUCAGUCAGACAGUCAGAAUACUCCUGUUUCGUGUUGAAGUCAUUUGGACCUGAGAGCAACUGCAAACUGAAGAAAAUGAAGAUCCAAAUUUUGGUGCUGGCCUUUGCUUUGGUGGCUGUGAUCACUGCAGCACCAGCAGCACCAGCCAAAAAGGCUGCUGCAGUAGACCCAGAUGAAAAGGCUCUUGACGAUGCUAUUGCCAAGAACGGCCCUGCAAUAGACAAGGAGCUCAAAGACGUCACUGUCGACGAUGCGAUGUCCGACUCUGACAUUCAGGACCUGGCUGUGAGCAACAUGAACGACGCUGAUGCAGAUGAGGUGGCAAGCAACAUGACCUCUGCUGACACAGAUGACGUGUUGAGCAGCUUGGACGAAGAUGAUGUGGCCAGCAUGAUGACCUCCGCUGACGCAGAUGAGGUGGCAAGCAACAUGACCUCCGCUGAUGUAGAUGAUGUGGCAGCGGCUAGCGACGCUGAUGAUGACUCUGAUGAUGACUCUGAUGACGAUGCUGACGACGAUGCUGACGCAGGUGCAGCGGCAGCCAGCGACUCUGAUGACGACUCUGAUGAUGACUCUGACGACGAUGCUGACGCAGCUGCAGCGGCAGCCAGCGACUCUGAUGAUAACACUGAUGAUGACUCUGAUGACGAUGCGGCGGCAGCCAGCGACGAUGACUCAGACUCAAGCGACAAUGCUGAUGAUGCUGACGCAGCUGAUGCAGCGGCAAGUGCUUAAUAAGCUGUGAAGUCAGAAUCCCUCACGACAUCCUGCCUCUCUCCAGUUUAACGCCUGAUCUACAGCAAAAUGGCUAUCAUCUUGAUUGCCAAACUAUGUACAAUAAAACCACCUGAGGCAUUGUCUUACAAUAAUGGGAUCACAUUUUAUUGCAUUGUAUGGUGUAAAACCAGUUGUCUUUUGGGGACAAAUUAAGUUGACAGUUGAAGUUGUUGUAAAAGCUUGUGACAACUUGAAAUAAAAAGGUUUGUCUCAAUUUCA
Messenger RNA from Epinephelus lanceolatus (giant grouper), 1022 nucleotides. NCBI's taxonomy places the organism in Eukaryota, Metazoa, Chordata, Actinopteri, Perciformes, Serranidae. The record is from RefSeq and is a predicted model, not a curated record.